AUGUGUAUACGAAGAAUACCAGGAUUUCACGAAAAAAUACAUAGAUCUAUAUUUCGAAGAAAAAAUAGUGGGCCAUCUCCCUUAUACAAAACUCCCCUUAGACACAUAUGGGCUAUUUUUUUUUAUAUAGACGUUUUCAUAUUAUAUAUUUAUGUUCUUUCAUUUUUUUUUUCAAUAAUAACACGUCAUGAAUGUUUUGAAAUAUUUCCUAUAGUAUUUCUAACUGCUGUUAAUCUAAUCUCAAGUUUUUUCAUUGAUUUUUUCUUUUUAUUAAUAAAAGACAAGGAAGUAGUAAGUGAAGAUGAAAUAAUUUUGUCUACUUUCUUUACAAUAUUAUGUUGCAUCAUUAAGAUAAUUGUUAAUGUUUAUAUUUUUUAUACCUCACUUAACUAUUUUGGAAAAAUUUUUGAUUCAAGCGAUAAUGAUAUCAAGACAAGAUGUCAUACAUCUGUAACAAAAGGAAUAUUAUUAAACUUUAUUGUUAUCACCGCUUUUCCCUUUGUUGAAACAUAUAUAGAAUCAAUUCUCACAUUUUUUUCUAUUGUCCACUUUAAAUCACAAGUACAAAAAUAUGAAAUGAUCAUUUAA
Plasmodium gallinaceum is the source of this 588-nucleotide messenger RNA. RefSeq names its product conserved Plasmodium protein, unknown function. The record is from RefSeq and is a predicted model, not a curated record. The transcript has 2 exons. The coding region runs from base 1 to 588 and encodes 195 amino acids. NCBI's taxonomy places the organism in Eukaryota, Apicomplexa, Aconoidasida, Haemosporida, Plasmodiidae.